UUGCUUAAAAAAGAAAGAGCAGUGCGAAGAAGUCAAUAACACUUUGAAAUCUGCUUUGAGGGAUCUUGGAGUGGAUCCUGAUAAUCUUGCUAAUGCAGCCAAAAAGAAAUUGGAAGAGCAGAAGAAAGCAGCAGAAGAGGCUAAGAAAGCACAAGGCGGUUCAAAAGCAGGUGACAAGCCCAGAGAUUCAGCUGCCGAAAAAAAAGGAGCUUCUGCCAGAGAUUCAGCAGCCGGGAAACCUGGUGCUAAGCCCGGUGAUUCAACGUCUGGAAAACCUGGCGCCGGAGAUUCGGCAGACGGGAAAGCUGGUGGUAAGGGCGGAGAUUCAGCAGCCGGGAAAUCUGGUGCCGAUUCAACAUCCGGGAAACCUGGUGCAGAUUCUGGAGCUGGGAAAUCUGGAACCGAUUCAGCAGCCGGGAAACCUGGUGCAGAUUCUGGAGCUGGGAAAUCUGGAGCUGAUUCAGCAGCCGGGAAACCUGGUGCAGAUUCUGGAGCGGGCAAGUCUGGAGCCGAUUCAGCAGCCGGAAAGCCUGGAGCAGAUUCAGCAGCCGGGAAAUCUGGAGCAGAUUCAGCAGCCGGAAAAGCUGGUGCUGGAGCCGCAGAUGCCGGAAAAUCUGGAGCAGAUUCAGCAGCCGGGAAAUCUGGAGCAGAUUCAGCAGCCGGAAAAGCUGGUGCUGGAGCCGCAGAAGCCGGAAAGUCCGGAGAUUCAGCAGCUGGAAAAUCUGGUGCAGCGGCUGGCGACUCAGCAGGUGGAAAAUCUGGUGCUGGAAAAUCUGGUGGUGCUGGGGAUGGACAACAAGGCGCAAAGGGUGGGGCCGGAGACGAUAAACAAGGAGCUGGUGGAACCGCUCAAGGACAAAAGGGGGGCGCUGGUACCGUUGGAAGAGGCUCGAAGUCCGCCGGGAAAAAGGGCAAAAGAGAAGAGGGUUCAAAACUGGACGAUACCACUGAAGAGCAGUUCGACGAAUUUGUUAAGAACACAGCGAAAACGUUAUCAGCCGGUGAAAUCGAUGGCGUUAGCUUGGAAAGGGAGUUACGCAAAAUUUUGGAUAUGUUUAUUGAUGAGUGUGGAUUUUGUUUCUGCAAAUGCAAUAUUCCGAAAAGCCGCUUUUAUGCUAUAUGCCAUAAGCUCUACCACCAUGGGCUGCACACGUUGGAUUUUAAGGACCUGGCCUAUAUGCACAAGCGUAUCUUUGCUGCGGCAGAAAACAUUCUGCCUGGAUGCCUGUUUAAUAUGAUAAUGAAGGAUAUAAUGUCCUGUAAUCCACAAAGCCUCGUGCCGUCAACAGCCGUUCAAAAAAAACAGUGCUGCACUUGCAAGAGCUCACUCUGC
Drosophila navojoa is the source of this 1333-nucleotide messenger RNA. Its product is annotated as bromodomain-containing protein DDB_G0280777-like. NCBI's taxonomy places the organism in Eukaryota, Metazoa, Arthropoda, Insecta, Diptera, Drosophilidae. The record is from RefSeq and is a predicted model, not a curated record.